UUGAAUUGGUUUCAAGAUUUAUUUUUUUUCACCUCAACUCCAGGUAAAGCUCACGUAGUAUGUAAAGGAAACGGUUUACAAUUCCGCAUUACUACACUGUUCCCAUUCAGCGGGCAGAUUUUCGCUCGCGAUCGAAAAUCCUCUCCUCAGUUUGUGUUACCCCUAACUUUUGUUUCUUUUGUCUCUAUUUUUAGUGAACAACGAGCAGAAACUCAGUAUCAUAUGCAAAUUGUUGUUGUUUUUCAGCAGAAAAAUAAUACUAGCACUGUGCAAUCAUUUAUCGCUCAAUGUUUACAUCAAAAAAUACAUUAUCAAAAACAGCAAAUACCAAAGCGUAUUGAGGAAGCAUUAGAAGAAUUGCAUUUGAUACCAGCAAAAUUACAACAGAAAGCACCAAUUCCGGAAUGCAUGAUGCGAAUCGUCACUGAACAAGAGCAUGGUCAUGGUGAUGAUGGCACCGAAGUGGAUACCGUUAGUCUAGGACAAGCAAUGAGAAUUGAAUGGAGUUUGAUACCUGAAUCGGAUGCUUAUGGAUUUCAUGUACGAAACUGUACGGUUCGAGAUAUGCUAAGUGAUGAGGAAUAUCAAGUAAUUGAUGAACGUGGAUGCUCAACGGAUAUAAACAUCUUCAGCCAUCCACAUUACGAUACCUAUCAUGAUACAGCUCGAGUACAUUGGCAUGCCUUUAAAGUACCGGAUAGCAGUCAGCUUAGUAUCAAGUGCUUCAUGGAAAUAUGUACUGAUAUUCCUGACAUGAAAUCCGGUUUGAGUAACUGCGAUAGCAUACCAUCCCCUCCGUUUUGUCCGGAUUUGGUAACUUCGUCGACAAAUGCUUUAAUUUUUGAUGAAGUUAUUCGUAAACGGCGCGAUCAUGCCUUAUCUCAACAACAUGUUCAUGCUGAUAUCUGCUUUGGUGAUAGUAAAGAUAAAUAUUGUAACUCAACAAUUUAUCAAGCCGAUCGUAAGCAACAUAUCAGUUUGAUUAAUGGUAUGAACUUGUCUCAAUAA
Messenger RNA from Thelazia callipaeda (thelaziosis nematode), 1008 nucleotides. Lineage: Eukaryota; Metazoa; Nematoda; Chromadorea; Rhabditida; Thelaziidae. The record is from the annotation of a GenBank genome assembly.